Molecule: messenger RNA, 318 nt
Organism: Morchella importuna
Lineage: Eukaryota; Fungi; Ascomycota; Pezizomycetes; Pezizales; Morchellaceae
Exons: 3
Coding region: 1-318 (105 amino acids)
Source: RefSeq, a predicted model, not a curated record
AUGGAAAGCUAUGACCGCUCUACUGGCCGAGGCCCGAUACACCCGUCAAGCCGCACGUUUUCAUUUCUUUCCUGCGCAACGGGGGAAGGUGAUCGUAUUUUUCGCAAAUUGGCCCUAUGUUGUGAACCCAACCCGAUUUCCCACCCGCGGCGAUCACCCACGCCCGUCUCGUCUCGUCUCGUCUCGCUUCUAAACAAAACCGGGCUAGGUAUAGUAGAUAUCAGGAAGAAAACGAAGUUUCUGGUCGUCUCAGAGCGCGAUCGGCGCGUGUGGGAGUUGGUUUGGUUUUGGGUGCCCCCCCCUGGCGUGCGUAGGUAG